UAAAAUUCUUUAUUUUCAGAAUAAUGAUCUUGAAAAAACAUUAGAUAAAUUAGAAACAGAAACACUCAAAAAGGAUAAUGAUGAGAAAACGAUAUCACCUGUCAUAAGGAGAAAACAGCAAAAAAAAAUGUCUGAUGAAGAAGUUAUAGCAACAUUAAGAACUAUUGUUAAUCCAGGUGAUCCCCAUUCCAAAUAUGAUUUGCUUAAAAAUAUUGGUUCAGGAGCUUCUGGAAUGGUUUAUACUGCAAUUGACAAAGUGACAGGAGAAAAGGUUGCUAUUAAAAAAAUGGACUUAUCUCAACAACCUAAAAAGGAAUUGAUAAUAACAGAGAUUUUGGUUAUGCGUGAAAAUAAGCAUCCUAACUUGGUGAACUAUGUGGAUAGUUAUCUCGUAAAAAAUGAACUUUGGGUAAUAAUGGAAUAUUUAGAAGGUGGUGCAUUGACUGAUGUUGUGACGGAAACUGUCAUGGGAGAGGGACAGAUGGCUGCCAUUUGUCGAGAAACAUUAAAGGCAAUGUUAUUUCUUCAUUCCAAAGGAAUCAUUCAUCGUGACAUUAAAAGUGACAAUGUAUUAUUGGGCAUGGACGGCAAGGUAAAAAUUACAGAUUUUGGCUUCUGUGCUCAAAUUUCUCGUGACGAAAAACGUGAUACCAUGGUGGGAACACCCUAUUGGAUGGCACCAGAGGUAGUAACCAGAAAGCAAUAUGGAAAUAAAGUUGAUAUUUGGAGUUUAGGAAUCAUGGUUAUUGAAAUGACUGAAGGAGAACCUCCAUAUCUUACAGAAGCACCAUUAAAAGCACUUUAUCUGAUUGCCACUAACGGUCAACCAGAAAUAAAAAGGAAAAACAAAUCAGCCGAACUCACUUCAUUUCUUGAACGAUGUCUAGAAGUGGACGUAAAUGAAAGAGCUACGGCCGAAGAGUUGCUUAAUCAUCCAUUUCUCCAGAAGGCCGAAAGCUUAUCAACUCUCGUACCAUUUAUCAAAGCAGCAAAAAAGCUAUUAAAUAAGCAAUAAGAAUUUGUUAAUUAAAUGAUUUAUAAAAAAAAAAAAAA
Molecule: messenger RNA, 1053 nt
Organism: Centruroides sculpturatus (bark scorpion)
Lineage: Eukaryota; Metazoa; Arthropoda; Arachnida; Scorpiones; Buthidae
Product: serine/threonine-protein kinase PAK 3-like
Exons: 4
Coding region: 128-1015 (295 amino acids)
Biological process (GO): protein phosphorylation; regulation of MAPK cascade; intracellular signal transduction
Cellular component (GO): cytoplasm
Molecular function (GO): ATP binding; protein serine/threonine kinase activity
Source: RefSeq, a predicted model, not a curated record